Drosophila grimshawi is the source of this 793-nucleotide messenger RNA. RefSeq lists its product as uncharacterized. Gene Ontology annotation, molecular function: calcium ion binding. The coding region runs from base 77 to 733 and encodes 218 amino acids. NCBI's taxonomy places the organism in Eukaryota, Metazoa, Arthropoda, Insecta, Diptera, Drosophilidae. The record is from RefSeq and is a predicted model, not a curated record. The transcript is spliced from 4 exons.
AUUUCAGCACACCACAAACACACAUUAACAAACACGUAUAUUAAAAAUCGACUUAGAGAACACAGAAGACGCCGAGAUGAAUCGCAUAGAUACUACGAUGGAUGACAUGGCCAAUACAAAAUUUCUGACACUUUACAGUAGUUUGAUCAAACAGUUUACCGCCUCGACGGAGUUUACCAACACUGAAGUGGUAUGCCUCCUCAUCAUAUACUACAAAUUCGUGCGGAUUAAUGGGCCGUCAGUAAAGCAAAUGAAAAAGAAGCAGAUUUACAACUUAUUUCUGGUACUAUUUCGGAUCUACGAUGUGAGUAUUAUAGAGCGUAUACUGUUAAACAUAACGGUAGAUGUGAUCCAUGUCGGCCCGGAGGCCUGGAUGAAGUUGUUCCAGGUGUUCUUGAGCAAGAACCUGGAGGAGCGCAUGCAAUUCGCAUAUAAGGUUUAUACUACGUCCGGUGUGCUUAAUCGUGAAACAGUUGGCAUGGCCAUUAACAAUUUCUUUGUGGGUGAAGAUGACGAUGAGGUUAAAGAGUUGCAAGCGGAUAUGACCGAAUUUAUAUUCACCAAAUUUGAUUUGGACAAAGAUGGCGUUAUCUCUUAUGAAGAAUAUUAUGAGGUUGUUAUUAAUCAGCCUGCACUUUUGGAAUUUUUGGGUCAAAUAUUCCCAGAUGCUUCUGAUAUAACUGUUAUUGCGUUUUGUACAAAUAUUGCAACGUUGUUUCCUAAUCAAAAUUAAGACAGCAAAUAAUCUUAUGAAGUUAUACAGUCCACAAAUAAAUAUAAAUGUGAUGAAUAA